Solanum stenotomum is the source of this 2652-nucleotide messenger RNA. Its product is annotated as putative late blight resistance protein homolog R1A-10. The annotation marks the transcript as partial. Lineage: Eukaryota; Viridiplantae; Streptophyta; Magnoliopsida; Solanales; Solanaceae. The record is from RefSeq and is a predicted model, not a curated record. Gene Ontology annotation, molecular function: ADP binding. Gene Ontology annotation, biological process: defense response to other organism. The transcript has a single exon.
AAUCCUGUGGAAAUUGAAUCUGGCAUAAAUGAAUUCAUUGCUUCAAAAUGGGAUGACAUUGAAAAGCUAAGAAUGGAAUUGAGAUUCCUAAGAACAUUUGUCCUGUUUAGGAAUUUGAAUUUGGAUUACUUUUAUGAGAGGAUGUCCAUGAAUAUAGAUAAGUUCAAUGAUCUAACAGAUUCAAUUUUCAAUGAAGAUGAAUUUAUCCUAGCCAAAUACAACAUGGACAGUCUUGCGCCUUACCUGCUGAAAGAAAUCAAAAGUUAUUUGAGAUUGGAGAAUGUAGCCAUCAUGACUGAGGAGCAUAUGUUUGAAUAUAGGGACAGCCUCCUCAAGCACCUCCAUGAUCUACCAAAGUAUUGUUCUGAUUUGCUUCUACCCCUCAUGAGUGAAUACAAGAUUCUUCGGCAAGUAUGCAGACAUCUCAGACAUUUCUAUGAGUUGGAAUGCAACAAAAUUACAACAACAGAAUUUCUCUAUGCUCGGUACCAAAUGACAGUUGAUAGAGUAACACAAUUCUGUUUUGAUCUUUGGACUGGAAAGUAUAAAAACUAUACUUUCUUUGAUAUGUAUGCCAUCUAUCGAUGCUCUUCCGAGAUCACUUUUCUACUCAUCGACAUAAUCCCUCUCGAGCUAGAGGUUCUAUACAUUUGUACUUCUAAGCUCAUCAAAGAAUCAAGGUCAAAAGAACUAGAAAGAUGUGUUAAGCAAAUCUUAAAAGCAUCUCCAAGGAUUCUUCAAAACUAUCUGAUUCUUCUCCAACAAGGCAUGGCAGGUGCACUAGCUGUCAAUUAUGCACCAACUCAAACAAUUAAUGUCAUGAUGGAGUUCCUAUUGAUCUUUCUCACUGAUAUACCAAAGCGAUUUAUCCAUCAUGAAAAAUUGAACGAUAUGUUGGCACAUGUUGGAGUGCUUACAAGGAAAAUAACUAUUUUGGUGACCAAGAUGUUGGAGGAGAGCUCUGAGAAUAAUAUCAAUGAAGCGGACUUUUCAGCUUCAGACGUUUUGCAAGAAAUUGAACAAAUGAAGGGAGAUAUCAGACAGAUUUUUUUAAAAUCCCCAGAGUCAUCUCAACUUUGUUUUCCUAUGAAUGAUGGUUUCCUCUACAUGAAUCUUCUACUCAGACAUUUAAAUGAUUUGCUCAUUUCCAAUGCUUAUUCAGUUUCUCUCAUAAAAAAAGAAAUUGGGAUGGUGAAACAAAGCCUUGAAUUCCUAAGAUCAUCUUUUGGGAAAGUCAGAAAAACUAGUGGAGUAGUCAAAGAUUGUUGGUUGCAUGCUUUAGAUGUGGCAUAUGAGGCAGAACAUGUCAUUAAUUCCAUUCUUGUCAGAGAUAAAGCUCUCUCGCAUCUCAUCUUCUCACUUCCGAAUGUCAUUGAUAAGAUCAAUCUUAUUGUGGCACAAGUCACCAGUUUACAGCUGGAGGAUAACAAUGGGGAUCACCUCCUUGAUGCAAAGUCUUCCGAAGAGACAAUUGAGUCAACCUCAUCAUCUUUUGUUGAGGUAACAGUAGGUCAUGAGGAAGAAGAAGCCCGGAUCAUCUGCCAGCUCCUUGAUGAACACGAAUCCGAGCUUGAUGUCAUUUUGAUUGUCGGAAUGCCAGGACUCGGUAAAACUACUCUGGCCAACAAAGUGUAUAAAAAUACAUUAGUUGCUACUCAUUUCAAUGUCCGUGCUUGGUGCACUGUUUCACAAAAGUAUAACAAGUCAAAGGUGUUGCGGGAGAUUCUUCAGCAAGUAACUGUCUCGGAAAAAAAAGAAAGUGAGGAUGACCUUGCUGAAAAUCUACGAAGAGCACUACUCGAUAAAAGGUACCUUAUCGUCUUGGAUGAUGUGUGGGAUAUUGAAACAGGGGAGAUGUUAAUAGCAUGUUUUCCAAAGGUUAAGAGAGGAAAUAGAAUUAUCUUAACUAGCCGAAGUAGUAAGGUAGGUUUGCAAGUCAAAUGCCAUAGUGAUCCUCUCCACCUUCAACUUUUAACACCUGAAAAAAGUUGGGAUUUAUUCGUAAAAAAGGUAUUUGGAGAUGAAGGAAGCUGCCCUGCUGAACUGUCAGAAGUUGGACACCAAAUAGUUGAGAAAUGUAAAGGACUUCCCUUGGCUAUUGUUUUGAUUGCUGGAGUAAUUGUUAGAGGAAAGAAGAAGGAAAAGGAUUUGUGGCUUCAGAUUGAACAUAAUCUGGAUUCCUUUAUUUCUUCAAACAACAAUUUGCAGAUGAUGAAGGUUAUGCAAUUAAGUUAUGACCAUUUACCAUACCACCUGAAGCCGUUGUUGCUUUACUUUGCAAGAUCUCAAAAGAACAAACGAACUCCAGUCUCUACAUUGAUGCAGUUGUGGAUGGCCGAAGGGUUGGUGGAUCAUGAUAGUUCAGAGGAAGUAACUCAAAGUUACUUGGAUGCUUUAAUCUCCAGUAGCCUGAUAAUGGUUGAUCAUAUCCCCUCCGAGAGUGUUUUGAUAAUGUCUGCAAUGAUCAAGGUUUGCUAUAUGCAUGAUGUUGUGCACGAUUUUUGUUCAGUUAAAGCGAAAAAGGAAAAGUUUUUCAAGUUAAUCAAUUCAGGUGAUCCAUUUCAUGCUUCGGAUUUCCUACACCGUCGUCUAACCAUUCAUACUGAUGACAGCCCAAUCCACAAAAGAUGUGUUUUGUUCAAUUAUUAUUAU